GAAAAGUGUGCAUGUUAAAAAAAAUACAAAGAAAAGAAAAACUCUAUACAUCCAUGAAAAAUGGGGCAACUUUCUUAUUUUGAUCUCUCUUAUUGCUCUCUUUUUGCGCUCUUGUUUUACUACUUGGGCUUAUAUGUGCAGCGCUAGUGCCUCUCGUUUAACAGGCUCAGGCUUCGGCAUCAUGUGAACGCCCUGUAAUGAUGAUGCUUUCUUUCGGCUUGUUCAUGAGUUCUGGAGUGUCGAGUCUAGUUUUCUCAGGAUUCUGGUGUGCUAGACUCUGACCCAGAUUCGAUCGGACUCUGUUGAUGUUUUCCUCUUCACAUUCUUCCUAUAUUAUCAGGAAAGUGUGCUACUCUGUUCUUUCCCGAUCUGUCUUGUUUUUUAUCAUUUAUUUUAUCUGUAAUAGACGACUACUUUUUUUUUCCUUAUUCAGUAUUUUUCUUAUUGGGUUUAGGGAUGUAAACAAAUCGAAUCGAAUCGAAUAUCAUUGGAUUCGAUUCAUAUUCGUAAAAGUAAUUACAUAUUCGAAUCAGUAUUCGAAUAUCUUUUGAAUCUUAUUUACUAUUUGUAUUUGUUUCAUAUACUGAUUCGCGAAUAUUCGAACCGAAUCGAAUAUUUGUUUCAUUUUUUACAAAUUUUAAAUAAUAUAAAUUGAAUAUUCGAUUAAAAAAUUUCUAUUAUUCGAUUCGUCUUCCUACUAUUUGAUUCCAGUCGAAUAUAUUCAAUUCACGAUUUUGAUAGAGAAAAAUUCUAAAAUAAUAUUUCAAAUAAAAUACUUUCAUUUGAAUUAUAUUUGUAAUCAAAGUCUUUUCAAAGCUUUGAUUAUUAUUAUUAUUCUUGUUGUUGUUGUAUAUUUUUAUCUAAAUAAAUAUUAUUUUAUUGUGUAUUUUACUUUAUAUCUAUUUUAUUCUUUAUGUUUUAAAUAUAAAUAUCAUAUAUAUAUAUAUAUAUAUAUAUAUAUAUCGAAUAUUUUCGAAUACCGAAUCGAAUAUCGUAAUUCUUGAAUCAUAUUUGAUAACUAAUCGAAUUAAAAAAAGUAUUUGUAUUUGUAUUCGAAUCAUAAAAUUUUGUAUUCGAAUACCAAAAAUUCAAAUCGAAUACUGAAUUGAAUCAAAAUUAUUUGAUUAAUUUUUGUCCCUAAUUGGGUUGUGUUUUCCUUAUUGGGUUUUUGCCGAUAAGAUUUUGAUAAGACUCGGCCCAUUAAUUAGUAUUCUUGUGUGGUCAAUGGAUGGUUAGAUUUUUUUUUUUACUUAAUAAUUUUUUAAUUCAGCAGAUAUUCAUAAAACUUAAGACACUUUUUUUACAUGUUUCCACAUUAAUUAAUAUGACUCACACAUAAUUCAAUUUCAAUCACUCAUGUCAUAUAAUAAUAAAAUAUUUUAUUCACUAUAUAGAAAUCAAUAAAUAUUGCAUUAAAACUAAAAUUGCUCCACUUUUUAUGUAGAGUGGCCGAGUGGGAGUAGUAUGCCUUAUGCAAUGUGGUUUUUGUAGAUCCUUUAUGAACAGGAAUUUAAUUAUGAACUCAUGACUCAGGUUGCUCCAUUCUACUCCAGAAUCUUCCGCAUUUUCUCCGCUCCAAAUUCUCCCAAAACCCUACGCAAUCCUUUCCCUCGCCCUUUACUCAAGAAAGAUUCACAUCGGACUAUUGCCGUUCGCCCCCCCUUUCGGCCCCCCUCCGUCGUUGCGAGCCCACGCCACAGAGUAAGCGGCGGAAGCACCGUCGCAGCUGGAUUUGCGAGGAUGUCGAGCGCCGCCGCCGAUACUGUGGCGUUUCAGCUGUCGCCGUCGAGUGUUCUGAAGAUUCAGAAGGGGGACAUUACUCGGUGGUCCGUCGAUGGCUCCUCCGAUGCUAUUGUCAAUCCAGCAAAUGAACAGAUGCUUGGAGGUGGAGGUGCUGAUGGAGCCAUACAUCGAGCUGCUGGUCCAGAACUACGGGAAGCAUGCUAUGAGGUCCCAGAAGUGAGGCCUGGAGUUCGUUGCCCCACAGGAGAAGCAAGGAUUACCCCGGGCUUUCGUUUGCCAGCUUCUCAUGUUAUUCAUACCGUUGGACCAAUUUAUUAUACAAAUAAGAACCCUGAAGCUGCUUUGAGAAAUGCGUACAGAAACAGUCUACGUGUGGCAAAAGAGCACAGCAUUCAAUACAUUGCAUUCACAGCUAUAUCCUGCGGGGUCUACAGCUAUCCUUUUGAUGAGGCUGCCAAAGUGGCCAUAUCUACGGUAAAUGCAUUUGCUGGCGACUUUAAGGAGGUGUAUUUCGUUGUCUUCUCAGACGAGGUCUAUGAUGCUUGGGUAAAAGCCGCCAAUCAAUUGCUUAAAAAAUGAUGGGUCCGCCAUCGGAAGUCAUGAGAUUCUUGUUCUUGAAGUUGCUGGAAAUUAUUAUAAAAAAAUACUCUCAUAUCCACGAAUAUUCUCCUGUCAAACACAUCCUUUGGAAACAUGGUAAUUUAGUGAUAUUGUAUGUAGUGCAAUUAAUGUGUCAAAUAUGAAUUUGUGGUUUUUCUCCUAUGGAGAUUAGUUAGUGACCAAGUUGAGAUUUUGAUGGUGUAGUUACAGAUGCUACAACAACUACUGCUGCUGGUACAAUUACAAACCAAGCAAAAUUUACCACAAUUCCAUUUAAAUUAUCUUACAAA
Messenger RNA from Salvia miltiorrhiza (redroot sage), 2633 nucleotides. RefSeq lists its product as uncharacterized. The transcript is spliced from 7 exons. The coding region runs from base 1525 to 2322 and encodes 265 amino acids. Lineage: Eukaryota; Viridiplantae; Streptophyta; Magnoliopsida; Lamiales; Lamiaceae. The record is from RefSeq and is a predicted model, not a curated record.